Molecule: messenger RNA, 614 nt
Organism: Antrostomus carolinensis (chuck-will's-widow)
Lineage: Eukaryota; Metazoa; Chordata; Aves; Caprimulgiformes; Caprimulgidae
Product: rho GTPase-activating protein 32-like
Exons: 6
Biological process (GO): small GTPase-mediated signal transduction
Cellular component (GO): Golgi apparatus; actin cytoskeleton; nucleoplasm
Molecular function (GO): GTPase activator activity
Source: RefSeq, a predicted model, not a curated record
AUGCCCUGGCAUGGGCUGUACCUCCUGUCAAAAAAACACGGCAAGCUCAUCACCUUCCUCCGUACAUUCAUGAAGUCGCGCCCAACGAAACAGAAACUGAAACAGCGGGGGAUCCUGAAGGAACGGGUGUUCGGCUGUGACCUGGGAGAGCAUCUUCUCAACUCUGGCCAUGACGUCCCCCAGGUCCUCAAGAGCUGCACUGAAUUCAUUGAGAAGCAUGGCAUCGUGGAUGGGAUAUACCGUCUGUCUGGGAUCGCCUCCAACAUCCAGAAGCUGCGACACGAGUUUGACUCAGAGCAGAUUCCCGACCUGACAAAGGAUAUUUACAUCCAAGACAUUCACUGCGUGGGCUCCCUCUGCAAACUCUACUUCCGCGAACUCCCGAACCCUCUGCUGACCUAUCAACUCUACGAGAAGUUCUCAGACGCUGUUUCUGCUGCUACAGAUGAAGAGCGGCUGGUGAAGAUCCACGAUGUCAUCCAGCAGCUGCCCCCUCCCCACUACAGGACACUGGAGUUCCUAAUGAGACACUUAGCUCGGCUGGCUGAUUACUGCUCCAUCACUAAUAUGCACACUAAGAACCUGGCCAUCGUCUGGGCUCCAAACCUCCUCAG